AAUGGCGAGUGCAAAGUCCCAGUUCUAACUAUGUAGUUGAGAUUUUAAAUUUACAACUCAAAUAUUUAGAAAAAUUAGUUAGGUAAUUGUGAACAAUUUAGGUGUAGAAGUGUUUUACUUUAAUUUAUAGUUACCAUGGAUAAACACUAUUUAACUACGGAACAAUUAGUCGGUUUCGAAAAUUAUAAGUACAGCUGCAAGGAUACGAGCCCGUUGAGCAAAUAUGUCAUGCACCCGUAUUGGAAUUGCGUGGUGGAGUAUUGCCCCAAGUGGGUUGCUCCCAACUUAUUGACGUUUAUUGGUUUCCUAUUUGCGGUCGGGAUAUUUCUCUUGUUCACCAUCAUGGAUUAUUAUAUAUUAGCGUCUGAUGAUGAUUAUCCUGACGUUUCACCUUUACCCAAAUGGACAUUUAUUGUUGCCGCAAUUUUUAUGUUUGUAGCGUAUACAUUGGAUGGAAUUGAUGGCAAACAGGCGAGACGGACUGGAAGUAGCUCACCGUUAGGUGAACUGUUUGAUCAUGGUAUCGAUUCCUACACGGCAUCGCUGAUACCGAUUACUGUCUUUUCUGUUUUUGGUCGUGGUGAAAAAUUCAGCCUCAAUUCUUACCAUAUGUAUUUCUUAUUGUGGAAUAUUCUGAUCAAUUUCCAUUUAUGCCAUUGGGAAAAGUAUAAUACUGGCGUUUUAUUCUUGCCGUGGGGAUAUGACAUCACAAUGUGUAUCACAGUCAUAAUGUUUAUAAUCACUGGAAUUUGGGGUUACCAAAUGUGGCAGUUUGUACUUCCAGGAGGUAUUACUCUUGGAAAACUUUUGGAAAUAAUAAUUUAUGGAACCGCAUUGUUGUCAAACCUUCCAACAGUUUUAUGGAACGUGUACCUCUCGUAUAAAGAUCGCACAGGGUAUGGAAGAUCAUUGCUUGAAGCACUACGACCUUUCUCUUCUGUUGUCAUAUUCUUUCUCAUCUGUAUGGGAUGGGUUUUAAAUUCUCCCGGUCAAAUUUUAGAUACGGAUCCUAGGCCAAUUUUUUUUAUAACCGGAACUAUUUUUUCAAACAUAUGCUGUCGUUUAAUAGUAGCCCAAAUGAGUAGUUCGAGAAGCGAAGCUUUCAAUAUGUUGCUAAUACCUACAGCUCUUGUAACUUUUUUAAGUGUGAUAACGAGAUCCGCUCGGCUAGAAUUUGGAUUAGCUUAUAGCUUAUGCGUUUUUGUGGCUUUAGCACAUGUACACUACGGAUGCUGUGUGGUGCGGCAAAUGUGCAGACAUUUCAGAAUAAACUGUUUCAGUUUGAAACCGCAUGCAGAUUGACUACUUGCAGACAACGCAUGAUGUGGUAUCAAGCGUUGUCCCUCGGGCAUUUGUUUUCUUUUUUUUGUUCUUUAAAAGAUUAGUUGCAUUUACUUUUAUUGUAUUUGAUUAUUCUUCUUUAGGACAAUGUUGUUAUUGUUGUUGGUAGGUUAUAAUUAGAUUAGGUUUUGUUUUGUGCGAAUUAAAAUUAAGUUAUGUUAUUGCCGAUACUGAGGGAAACGUUUUGUGUCAAUGAUGUGACUAUUUUUAACCUCGCUCUCUAAAUUAGAGGUGCGUUUAUGCAAACAUUUUCCUGACAUCGAAUCAUUUUAACCCGACUUGCAUUUGUAUUAACAAUCUUUUGAGAGAUCUGAUAAUUGACAUGAAUUUCAAUUAUACAAAUAAUGUCUUUUUACCCCCACACGAUUGAAGUUCCUUUUGCAUAAACCCACCUUUAAAAUCUUGCUUAACGCAAUUGCGAGAAUACACUUUCACAUAAGCAUUCGGGCACUCUUUACAGGUAGAAAGUUAUCACAUUUACAUUAGGCAUAUAAUGUAUUAUGAUUUUAUCACAGAAUUUCGCCAACUCUGCUACCGCUGUAGGUUUAGCAAGUGCCGGGUACCUACACCAGUUGUUGUUAAGCACAGGUCGACUAAUUUGUUUAAAUUGUAUCUUAAGAUAAAGUUGUAUGUACUAUGUACCAACAUUAAUUACAUAAUGUAAUCUUUAGUUAGUUUAUCCAAAUUUGAGUUUGUGGAAUACUAAGUCAACAAUGCAUUUAAGAAUAAAAUUCAAUGUACAAAUUAUAAUAAGGCUACUUAAAAAGUAUUUAUUGUAUAUUUUAUGUACAUUCAAUUCUGAUACCACUACAAUUAAACAUAUUUAUUAAGUUGGUUUUGAACCCAUA
Molecule: messenger RNA, 2189 nt
Organism: Photinus pyralis (common eastern firefly)
Lineage: Eukaryota; Metazoa; Arthropoda; Insecta; Coleoptera; Lampyridae
Product: ethanolaminephosphotransferase 1-like
Exons: 7
Coding region: 136-1302 (388 amino acids)
Biological process (GO): phosphatidylethanolamine biosynthetic process
Cellular component (GO): endoplasmic reticulum membrane; Golgi apparatus
Molecular function (GO): ethanolaminephosphotransferase activity
Source: RefSeq, a predicted model, not a curated record